Messenger RNA from Vicia villosa (hairy vetch), 2165 nucleotides. RefSeq lists its product as uncharacterized. The record is from RefSeq and is a predicted model, not a curated record. NCBI's taxonomy places the organism in Eukaryota, Viridiplantae, Streptophyta, Magnoliopsida, Fabales, Fabaceae. The transcript is spliced from 9 exons. Gene Ontology annotation, molecular function: zinc ion binding; nucleic acid binding. The coding region runs from base 189 to 2006 and encodes 605 amino acids.
ACAUAGACUAAUGUUGUCGGGACUUGGUUCCUAGUUGCUUCGUCUGCACACUUUCUCCAUGUUUCACCUGCCAACUAAACUACUCUGCUUUUUCGGUUUUCCUUUUACUCCUUCCUUUAUUUUUCUUCCAAUCUGCUUUCUCUACUCAUUUAGAGCUUGAAUUGAGUUUGAUUUUUUGAGUUACGGAUAUGAUGUUACAUACGGCUUUUUCAUGGUUUCUUAAACUAGCUUUCAAAUUCCUUCAUCAUUUCGCAUGGCCUCUCCUUGCUCUGGUGUAUCCUCUGUGUGCUUCCAUACAAGCAAUCGAAACUGAUUCUUAUGCAGAAACUAAGAAUUUGAUCUCAUAUUGGAUACUUCUUUCAUUUAUUUAUCUCUUUGAGUAUGCUUUUAUCAACCUUCUACCAUGGUUGAGGGUCUGGCUGUACAUUAAGCUAAUGAUCAUAUUCUUGCUCACCAUACCGGACUUUGGACGAGCUUCUUAUGUUUAUAAUAACGUUAUUCGCCCCAUGAAAUUACAAAUAGUCGUGUGGAGGUUUAGUAACUAUUGGAGGAAGUGUUUUGUGGAGAAAGAUGAGUUUUUAAUGCAUGCUGAGAGAUAUGUGAAAGAAAAUGGAACUCAAGCCUUAGAGAAACUCAUUGCUAGCAAGAACACAAUACCUAGGCUUGAUGCAGAAGUGACAAAUGAAAUCAUAUCUACUGAUAAUAAAGAAAUGCUAAAGACAAAUGGAGAAAGGCUCCAAAUUGAGCACCUAGACUUCAAAGAUAUGGAGGCUAUUGAGAAAAGAGAAACUCCUGCUACCAAGCAAGUAAGAGAAACUCCUGAUGCCAAGCAAGAUAUUCCCGUCAUGCCUAAAGUUGGGCCAAGUCAAAGUACAUCAUCAGCCACAGGAGUAACCAAAGGAACUGUAGAGAGUGGUAGAGCUGGUGGAGAGGUUCCUCAGAGUUCUUCUACACAGAAGGAAAUGCAGAAAGUGUGGAGUUGUGCCUCACCAGCCACAGGGAUAACCAAAGGAACUGCGGAGAGUGACAGAGCUGGUGGAGAGGUUCCUCAGAGUUCUUCUAUACAGAAGGAAAUGCAGAAAGAGUGGACUUGUGCUUUAUGUUUGGUAACAACAUCGAGUGAGAUAACCUUGAAUUCCCACCUCAGUGGAAGGAGACACAGGGCUGCAGCUGAAGCUUUAAUAGCAAAGAAGCAACCUACUCUUCAGAAGCAAAAGGACGCAGAAGUGAAAAAUGAAAUCUUAGCUACGGAUAAUAAACAAAUGGUAAAGACAAAUAGCGAUCAAAGACUCCAAACAGAACACAAAGACAUCAAAGGAAAAAAAGAAAUUCCUGCAACCAAGCAAAGAACCUAUGCUAAUCCUGUGGCAAGUCAAAAAGCAUCAUCAUCAGCCGUAGUAGAAACCAAAGGAACAGCUGAGAGUGCCAGAGCUGGUGGAGAGAUUCCUCAGAGUUCUUCUACUCUGAAGGAAGUGCAGAAAGAGUGGACUUGUGCUUUAUGUUUGGUAACAACAUCGAGCGAGGCAACCUUGUUUUCGCACCUCAAAGGGAAGAAACACAUGGCUAGUUAUGAAGCAGCUUUGAAAGCAAAGAGGCAAACUGCUCUGCAGAAGCUGAAAAUCUAUCAGCCCAAAGAGGAGGUGAAACAGAAGAAUGUUAACAAUAUUUUAAGUUCCAAGGUCAAGAAUGGAGAUGGUAUUGUUAACAAAGAAGAGGAUGUGAAACAGAAGAGUGUUAACAAUGUGUUAAAUUCCAAGGUCAAGAAUGGAGAUGGUAUUGUUAACAAAGUGCUGAAGGUAGUGUUGGAUAAUAAGGUGGAGAAACUACAAAAGAGCAUGUCUGAGCCUGUUGGCAUACAUAAUUCCAAAUUAAUGUGUAGAGUCUGUAAUGCUGUCCUUCAUUGUGAGAACAAUAUUGUCUCUCACUUAAAUGGGAAGAAGCAUUUGGCUAACAUGCAAAGCAAAGUUGAUAGUUUAAAUAACCUUAGGGGCAUUGGCAUUGCAUGAAAUUAAGCUGAAAAGGGGAAUUUGGGUAUGAAGCCUCCUUGACAUUGUUGCAGAGCUUUCUUAAAUGGAAGUACUUUCAUUUUGAGAUUUUAGUGAAACUAAUUUUCAUAAAACUGACAUAAUUUUUUAUUUUAUUUUCGAGAAAAAGACUAGAAGUUG